This is a messenger RNA of Lactuca sativa (garden lettuce), 978 nucleotides long. RefSeq lists its product as uncharacterized. The record is from RefSeq and is a predicted model, not a curated record. Lineage: Eukaryota; Viridiplantae; Streptophyta; Magnoliopsida; Asterales; Asteraceae.
GUUCCUUUCAAACUGCUACCCGCCACAAAAACCCAAGCCCCACCCUCCAGAAGAUACAUAGCCUGAUAGCAGCCACUACCCUUCCCUCGCUCCCCUCAAUCUCUACACACACUCCUCUCCCGGAAAAUGUCGCCGCUGGUAUCCAUUUCCGGUGGAGGUCCAUUUCCGAUACUUCUUUCCACCAAAUCCACUUCCCAUUUCCGACGUUUUUCCACUUCAUUUGCUUCUCUGGUCCCACCACAAUCUCCACCACCUCCGCCACAACCAAAGUCAAAGUCAAUCCCGUCUUCCCCAAAAACGCCUACUGUCGUCGAUCCGUCUUCCAAACUGUCAGAUAACAGCUUCAAUUACACGAUUGCAAACCCUAACGGAAGUAAUCCGGUUUUGCAGUCCGUGAGAUCUACCGAGUCUAACAUUGAAAGGGUGAUAUUUGACUUCCGGUUUUUGGCACUUCUGGCUGUUGCAGGUUCAUUAGCUGGCUCCUUGCUAUGCUUUCUUGAUGGCUGUGUUUAUGUUGCUGAUGCAUAUAAAAUCUACUGGACAAGCUGCUUGAAAGGAUCUCUUUCAGGAAAAAUGGUGAUGCGUUUGGUUGAAGCAAUAGAUGUUUAUCUUGCUGGGACAGUUAUGCUGAUAUUUGCAGUGGGUUUGUACGGAUUAUUCAUUAGUAAUGCACCAGAUAGUAUAGCACCAGAAGAUGAUCGUGCUAUAAAGGGUUCUUCCCUAUUUGGGAUGUUUGCUUUGAGAGAGCGACCUAAAUGGAUGAAGAUAAGUUCGCUUGAUGAAUUGAAGACAAAAGUUGGUCAUGUAAUUGUUAUGAUUCUUCUAGUAAAGAUGUUUGAGAAGAGCAAAAUGGUGACAAUUUCGACUGGUUUGGACUUGUUAAGCUACUCCGUUUGUAUAUUCCUGUCAUCUGCUUCUUUGUAUAUUCUUCACAAUCUUCACAAAGAUGAACAUAAAUAACAAACUUUAUUAUAAUCA